GUCACUUCCGGUCAUGUUGUUGUUGGUUGUUUUGUGUUUCGCCCGUGCGCUUGCGUGAUCUGUUUUGUUUUUACAUGGUGUGGUUAUAUUGGCAUGGAUGAAUCAUAUAUUGAUGCAUUCAGUUGGUCCAAUUAGAUUGCAGAGCCAUUGGCGUUAGUUUCUCCGUCCGUCUGUCUGAGGAGGCCUACUUAUAUUACGAGAUAUGUUCUGACAUGUAAGCGUCUUUAUACUGGACCAGUUUUCACACAGCCAUGGCAAAGCAUCGUCAGGCAGAGCCUGCUGCUCCGGCGCCGCAGCCAACAGCAGAGAAGGACACCCAGAACAAACGAACUCGGCCCAUGCCCGUUUUCUUUUGGGAGACUGUGCACGUCAUGCGGUGGAUGAAACGUUGCUGUACUGAAUAUCAUGCGCUUUACGGCUCGUACUUCUUGGAUCAUGAAAUCACAGGGCGGUCCCUUGUGCGUUUGAAUGAUAUCAGCCUCGAAAAAAUGGGCAUCAAGGAUAAAGCACACCGUGAUGACCUAUGCCGAGAAAUACUGAAAUUGAAGCUCAAGAGUGACAUUUUGGAGAUGAGAGAUUUGGAGUCCAGAGGGACCGGAUUCUCCACUGUGGGUGUGAGCUAAUGGCAUCACCCUCAAAUGGCAUCAUCAUUUCAUCGUCAUCAUCAGGUGGCCACGUUGAUAAAAAAAUGGGACCACAUUUUAUACAAAGUUUUAUUUCUAAAUGAACACAGUACGUGUAAGUUGAGUUAUUUGUUGAAAUACAGUCAGUGCACCUGCCUACAAGUUGUGUUGAAGGAAAAAAGAAGAACAAUGGCAGUGAUUUUGCAAAAAACUAUGCAUAAACAAAUUGUAUAAUACUGCGAUGCUACAAGCAACAUAUCUGAGUAACAUAUAGUCUACAUAUAUAUAUGUGUCAUUGGGUAUUUUUAUUAUCUGCAGCAAAUGCAAUAUGCGCACCUAACUCACGUUGAUUGAAGGCAAAGCUUAACCACAAUAAACAAGGUACUUGUUAACAAGGACUCGUACUACAGCAUUUUGUGUUGUGCAAAACAUGAAAGUUUGUGUUCUGCACAAGAAACGUGUUAUGUGGUCUCAUUGUGUAAUUAUGUCUUGCCACGUGCCCUUGCAUACGAAGCAGCAAUCUAUUUUUGUGCUGCUUCAUUAGGGAUGUGCUCUCAUUUCAUUACUAUUCCAUUUCAUGUCCCGCUUUCGUAUGCUCGGCAUACCCAUCAACAGAGCCACUAGCUUUCUGCGGAAUUGGCCCCGUCUCACGGAACCUGCUGUUUCUCUCAGAAUUGUGUGUUUCUCGCGUAAGAUUCAGUAUAUUCCAGAAUUAUGUAAGGAUUUCAAUCGCUCUGCAACGUUUUCGCGAGUUAAACCAGAUCGGUUGUGACUGCAAUGCCUCAAGCAACCGAUACUGAUGGAACUUACAAGGCUGAAUGUGCCACGACGAAAGAAAAUUUAAUGACAGGAAACUCCGGAGAAAAAUUGUUAAGUAUAAUUUUCUUUGUGCACUGAAAAGUUACGAAAAGCUGGAAAGUGCACGUACUGAGCGGGCAUGCGAUCAUGGCAGUAUGCUGCAACAUUUUUCUGCCUUUUUUUUUCUUUUCUUUUUUUUUUUUUUUUU
Ornithodoros turicata is the source of this 1629-nucleotide messenger RNA. RefSeq names its product protein aveugle-like (gene ave). Gene Ontology annotation, molecular function: protein binding. NCBI's taxonomy places the organism in Eukaryota, Metazoa, Arthropoda, Arachnida, Ixodida, Argasidae. Gene Ontology annotation, cellular component: cytoplasmic side of plasma membrane. The transcript has 6 exons. Gene Ontology annotation, biological process: cell surface receptor protein tyrosine kinase signaling pathway. The record is from RefSeq and is a predicted model, not a curated record. Bases 252 to 623 code for a protein of 123 amino acids.